AUGUUUAAGAUUGUAGCACAAAUAGGGAAGCCAAUCAAAAGAGAUCAAGCUACAACAUGUAGAGAUAAGCUGCAGUUUGCUAGGGUAAUGAUUGAUGUCCCACUGACUCAAGAGUUGCCUGAACAUGUUUCAUUUAGAGAUGAGAAUGGAACAAUGGUAAGAGCUCCUGUUUUCUAUGAAUGGAAGCCAACACAGUGUACUAAGUGCAAGAUGAUGGGACAUUUGCAAGGUGAUUGUAGGCAAGGUAGGAAAAGAGUUUGGGUUAGGAAGCAACCUGCAAUACCUACUCAAAUAGCUCAAGUGACUAGUCCUAUUGUGGAUCAGGAAGGUUUCCAAAGAUCAUUAAGGCCCAUAAGGGUGAGAUUUGAGUCAGAACAACCAGUUAGAACUUCUAAUGCUUUUCAGUGCAAGGGGUUGUACAAGGGGGUGAUCCAACUGGAAGAGGGGACUCUUCUGAAUCUUAUGGAUAGAGUGUUAGCUUGGAAUGUUAGGGGUCUGAACUCCACACAGAAACAGGAUGAAGUCAAGCAUUUCAUUCAGAAGUAUGCUGUGGGUUUAGUUGGGCUCCUAGAACAUAAGGUAAAGCUCUCAAACCUUGGGAGACUUUAUCAAAGAGUUUUUGCAAAUUGGUGUUUUUCUAGCAACUCUAGCUUUCAUGAUGGAGGAAGGAUUGUGAUUGCAUGGAAGUCUGGAUGUUUUAAUGUGAAUAUAGUGGCUGCUUCUAGUCAGUUUGUGCAUUGCCAUGUUACUCUAGAGUUGUGGAGGGAUUUAGGAUUACUUAACACUCAGGAUCCAUGGAUUCUGUGUGGUGAUUUUAAUAGUGUGAUGGCAGUUGAUGAAAGAAUUGGGGCCCCUGUCAUACAGAGUGAUAUUGUUGAUAUAAGUAAUUGCUUUCACAACUGUGGAAUGGAGGAUAUCAAAAGUGUGGGGAAUUUCUUCACAUGGAAUAACAAGUAG
This is a messenger RNA of Spinacia oleracea (spinach), 957 nucleotides long. RefSeq lists its product as uncharacterized. Bases 1 to 957 code for a protein of 318 amino acids. Gene Ontology annotation, molecular function: zinc ion binding; catalytic activity; nucleic acid binding. The transcript has 3 exons. The record is from RefSeq and is a predicted model, not a curated record. NCBI's taxonomy places the organism in Eukaryota, Viridiplantae, Streptophyta, Magnoliopsida, Caryophyllales, Amaranthaceae.